Molecule: messenger RNA, 225 nt
Organism: Talaromyces marneffei
Lineage: Eukaryota; Fungi; Ascomycota; Eurotiomycetes; Eurotiales; Trichocomaceae
Exons: 3
Coding region: 1-225 (74 amino acids)
Source: RefSeq, a predicted model, not a curated record
AUGUUGACGAUGAGCACAAAGGGCGACAUGUUUGCUCUUGUGGCUCGUGCUCUCUCUUUUCGGAACAUUGAUUUCGCGCUCCGUUCAUCUCGAAUUCAACUUCUACGAACACCAUUCUCUAUUUUUAUGUGGGAGGUUUGCAAUGGUCUCACAGGUCCUGCAAGGAGUCGUUUCUAUGCGCGAGAACCGGCCAUUCGCGUUCCAGGUUUAAAGUAUCUUGCCUAA